AUGGUUAGUUUACACUAAUGGCUGCCAAGAGGAGAGAAGAUUCAUCGUCGCUCGCUGAAAGUUUAGAAAUUUUACUGAAGACUCUUGAUGACAUAGAAAGAAGAAAUGUUCAUCUUCUGAAGCUUUGUGGUGCAAGGAGAAACCUGUUCAAACCUUGGCCACGCAAGAAGAAUGGAGAUACAGAAACAGUGGAGAAAGAUGGAGGUGAUGUCCAGACCAGCAGUCAGUCUAAAGAUACCCUGACAGCUGCCGAAAAAUCUGAAAUGGCCAUGAUGGACAAGAUGCUGACCAAGGCUCAGGCUGCCCGAGAGGUUCAACAAAGGAUUAAAGAAUCAGGACGAACACGAAAACCAAAACUACCAGAAAAGAAGGGAGACAACUCCUCAAAGGGUCCUGUGAAGGUUUCUAAUCAAGAACCUGUACAAAAUGAUAGCACCACUACCAAACCAUCUGUCAAGAAUUUGGCAAAGAAAACAACAAGUGACAGAUUAACUCAUAACCUCGAAAAAGGAACAAACUCAAAAUCUCAAGGAGAUCAGGUUGCACCCAAGUCUUCAACAACAGGUCAAGGUCAAGGCCAGCGUGGUAGAUUAAGUGGGAGAGGGUCGUCAAGUGCCAGUGUGAGAGGAGGCAAGAAAGUAGUAGCCGCUCAUUUGACAGCACCCUUUCAGACAAAUCCCCGUCUGUCUGUGCCAAAGCGCCAGGUCGAUAAACGGAUAUCAUCAGGAGCUAAAUGUAGAACUGUUAUUACAGGACAAAAGAAAUCUUCCGUCCCAACUCAAAGAUCAGUCAUUUCUGAACAGAAAUCUGGUUUUAACCAGAAACAAAAUGGGAAAGACAAUCAUAAAUUAGAAAAUCAAAGAUUAGAGAAAGAUGAAGAAAUCACAGAGAAAUUAGACACAUUUGUUGAUGACGAUUCAUUUGAAGACAAAGCAACGUCUGCACACAAUAGCAGUGUAGCAUCAAAUCAAUCUGAAGGACAAGAGGAAGAAACACAAGUGACUGCAAAACCCCUGGUAGAGGACACAGCACUGGUAGAAAACCUUGGAAACCUCAAAGUGACGGAUGAUACAGAUACACAGGAGAAAGAAAAGGAAAAGAGAUUUUGUUUACUAACUGAUGGGAAAAAGCUGAACAUUCCUGGAAAACUUCGCAGACUGUACGCCAAUAACGUAAGGUUACGGGAGAAGGUAAAACUUCAGAGGAUGACGAAAAAGGUGGAUGUCUGUACCAGUCGUCAGGAGUUUUUGUCCAAGGUGGAAUCCACGUUUGAGUGGGAUGAAGCUCAGAGUGUGGGGAGAAAAGUGCAAGCCAUCACCAACGUCUACACCAACCUUCUACGCCUCCUGUGUGACCUUGACCUCCGGGACACAGAUUCCUGGCCCUGUUAUGAUGUGUUGCGAGCAAAACGUAUGGUGGAGUUUAUAUUGACGGUUUUCUACAAAACUGAGGAAGAAAGACUCAAAUUUAAUCCUGAUGUAUUAUCGAGCAUUUCCUGUGAGGGGAGACAACUCCGAGUUGAGGUAACCCCUCCUCAGCCUUCUUUUACGUCACAAUUCUGGUCACCAGCUUUCAUCAAACUUGAUCCUUGUGUGUAUAAAACUUUGUCAAAACCUUACGACUGCCUGCAGUACAAGAGUUCACGUGAUCUUGACCGAUACAUGACCCUUGUCUUCCAAAUCCAGUACGAGCAGCUACAGCAGAGACUCCUGGAUACCAUAGCAACCAAAGUGUUACCAUUGUUAAAAUGUGGAAACUACAAACCAAGUGAGACUGUAUGGAUGUUCCGAUCGCUGUACUCCAUGCUGACUUCAAACAAGUCUUUCCCUGUCAUAGUCAAGGAUACAAUUCAGGAGCUGGAGGAAUCUCCGGAAAACAAAUGACCUUUUUCCUGGAUUUGAUAAAAUCUAAAUUCCUUAUACAAUUUCUAGUUAUUCAGGGUUAGACACAAACUUUUUUUUGCAUGCUAGUCCACAGGACUAGUUGAAUAGAUUAUCUACUAGUCCUUCAUCAGUGUAACUAGUGCUAAGAUUUCCUGAUAAGGAAACAUUGCAAUCUACAGCACGAAACAUCAAAAGUAAUCGCCUGUAGGGGACUUAAAAUGAUAACUGCCAUAACAAUUUGGUGAAAUUUUAGGAAAAUUUUUGACAACUAUCUUGCAAUAUAUCCUAUUUUAAGCUAUUUUCUAAAUUUUAAAAAGAAAUAUUAUUAUUUUAUAAUCAUGUUUAUCACAGUUCCAAGAACCAGUUAGGUUGGUGAUUCACUAGUCCUUGCUGAAAUAUACUAGUCUAGGACUAGCGGACUAGUGUUAGUGUCGACCCCUGCUAUUUAGUUAAAAUGAAAUGAUGCUGAAGAUGACAUCAAGAUGUAGAUUUGUUACAAGUAGUUAGCUUCCAAUUGAAUUAGUCUAAUACAUUGUGAAAUUUUCUGCACAUGAAUUGCACGUCAGGGCAGUAUUUAAACAGAUUUAGAGUAGAAAAAUAUACAUAAAUCAAUUUGCUAUAUUAAAUAGUUCACGCAUGAUAACGAUUGUAUGUGUCAAAUGUGGACCAGCUUUGCAGCAGAUUUAUUAGACAAUAUUUAAUAAAAAAAAUAUAUAUUUACAUUUCCACUGUAAGUUCCUCUAUAUCCAUUACCUGAAGAAAUUGUGUUCAUAGAGCUAUGAACCAAAUUUGAUCCGGGUCAUUUUUAAUCUUCUCCUGUCGCCUAGAUAAACAUGAGACAACUGUUAGAAUCAAACAUUUUGGUGACGUUAGGCUGUUCCAGGAAUCUUGUUUGCAUACUUUUUUGGAAAAGUAACAGGUGUUUUUUUUAAUGGAAAAAAACCCCUACCACUUAAUCUUGUUCUUGAGACGUUUUUGACAGUUCUAAAUCAGGGCCUGUAUUCAUAAAUAUCAUUGUCAUGUUCAAAAUCAGAUUGUGUUCAAGCUCUCAAUUCCAUAUUCAAUUCAAAUGGUGACUUUUAAAAUGCCAAUUUGAAGACUUGCUCUUGACCAAAAUUAGUUUAAAGUGUACAACAGCACCUGUUACAAUCCCAGAGUUCAACUUCAAGGACUGGUUUUCAACUUGGGAGUUUUCUCCCUUGCAGUAUAGUUACUUCCCUUAUCAAAGUGUUCACCUCUCAUUUUGAUACUAUGUAUUAACAAUUCCAGGAUAGCAACUUUUUGUUUAUAUUUAUUUUUGCUUUCAAAUACUGAAAUUUUGAACAACUGUCAUUCUGCAAAUCAAAUUUCAUUGCAAUAUGUCAUCUGUAAGAAACUCUUCAGUGGAAAAGUACCGGGAAAAAAAAAUCAUUAAAUUUGACACCGGUCAUAAUAUUUUUCAAUUUGUCCGUACCCUCACUGAACUGUUUACUUUCUAAAUUGCAAUUCAGGAAAUCAACGAGUUUCAAGAAAGAACAUAUCGGCAAAUAACUGAGUUUGAGAUUAGAAAAUGGUUUUGUGAAUACAGGCCAACCAGAACCUUUACACCAGAGAUUGUUAUCAUUUAUACUAUAUGUUAAAACAAAUGUUAUUACAUUUACAUGUAUUAAUCCUUAUGUAUCUACCAAUAUAUAGAAAUGAUAAUCUUUAUUGAAAUCAUUAUUGCAUGAUAAUUAAUGCCUUGUUAGAAGUUUUAUGAUGCAUGUCGUCUA
Messenger RNA from Mizuhopecten yessoensis (Yesso scallop), 3634 nucleotides. RefSeq lists its product as uncharacterized. NCBI's taxonomy places the organism in Eukaryota, Metazoa, Mollusca, Bivalvia, Pectinida, Pectinidae. The record is from RefSeq and is a predicted model, not a curated record. Bases 18 to 1883 code for a protein of 621 amino acids. The transcript is spliced from 11 exons.